AUGUUCAAUUCGUCAAUACAAGGGAAACUUUUACAACCAUUACCAUCAGCAUCAUCCUGUCACAAUCCGAAUUUUAACCAGAAUCAAUGUAACAUUACACAAAACAACUGGUUCAAUGCUGUUUGGCGCGGUGAUCAAUCAGGUGCAAUGCAAAAUAUAAACUGGGAAGCAGAUGGAAAUCAAACUUGUUUAAUAAGUAGUCCAAAGCAGACGCAGUGUUACCAAGGAUCUGUUCCGAGAUAUGCUGUAAACGCAACAAGUGCAUCAGACAUUCAAAAAGCUGUUCAGUUUGCUGCUAACUAUAAUUUACGUCUCGUGAUUAAAAAUACUGGCCACGAUUAUCUUGGUCGAAGUACAGCUCCUGGGUCAUUGAUGAUAUGGACUCAUUACAUGAAAAGCAUUUCCAUCAUCGACAAUUAUAUACCAGAUGGAUGUAAUAUUUCAGCUAUUUCUGCCGUGAGAGUGACUGCUGGAGUUCAAGGAGGAGAAAUGUAUGCAGCGCUUGAUGCACAAAAUCUGGUGGCGGUCGGUGGAGCGUCAGCAACAGUCGGUCCUGUUGGCGGUUAUGUCCAAGGCGCUGGACACGGUCCAUUAUCACGUCUGCAUGGUUUGGCGGCUGAUAAUGUUUUACAAUUUGAAGCUGUUACUGCCGACGGUGUUCUACGUACUGCAAAUGCCUGUCAGAACAAGGAUCUGUUCUGGGCACUUCGUGGUGGUGGAGGAGGAACAUUUGCAGUGGUUGUUUCAGCAACAUUCAAAACAUAUCCGUCACCAACUAUUGUAGGAGCCAUUUAUGCAGUCACCGCUACUAAUGACAGUGUUUAUAGUAGCUUUAUUACUGAGUUUAUCCGUAUUACUCCAACACUUGCUGAUGCUGGAUGGUCUGGAUAUUUCUAUUUGUAUCCAUCUAGAACUUUUCUGAUGGCCUAUCUGAUGCCGAAUGCAAAUGUCUCUUAUGCAGAAGCUACACUUUCCUCACUUCUCAUCGGUCGAAGCACAAAUUCUGGCUUGAGUAUAACAGGAGAUGUUUUCUUCAUGCCUUCAUUCUAUAGUUAUUUCCAAGCCUUGCUGCUAAAUGCAAAUCCAACUGGAACAAAUGCAAUUAUUGGUUCAAGAUUGAUUCCAAGAUCAGUUGUUGACAAUUCACCUGAUCAGUUUGCUCAGACACUGUUGAAGAUACAACCACCAUCAUCCACUUCAGGCCAAGUUAUUGGUCAUCUUGUUGCUGGAGGAGAGGUUGCGAUGAAUAAUGGAACUAAUACGUCGUUAAAUCCAGCUUGGCGGAAAGCCCUGUUGCAUGUUGUUUAUGCGAAUGGAUGGUCAGACACUGCAACACUAACAGAGCAAUCGCAGAUAGCUGUACAAGUAACGACAAAUGUUGAACUGUUGAAAAACCUUACUUCUGAUUCUGGUUGUUAUUUAAAUGAAGCAGAUCCAAAUGAUCCUAAUUGGCAACAAUCUUUUUUCGGAAUUAAUUACGAUCGUUUAAAAACAAUUAAAGAUCAAAUUGACCCAAAUGGUUUGUUUAUCUGUAAAAAUUGUGUUGGAAGUGAAGAAUGGACAAAUGAUUUGAAUUGUCCAAGUAGAGCUACAAUGAAGAACAAUCGAGUCUAUUUUUCAAUACUCAUUGUUUAUUUAUUGUUUUGCUGCCUUAAAUAA
Messenger RNA from Didymodactylos carnosus, 1659 nucleotides. The record is from the annotation of a GenBank genome assembly. NCBI's taxonomy places the organism in Eukaryota, Metazoa, Rotifera, Eurotatoria, Philodinida, Philodinidae.